This is a messenger RNA of Boeremia exigua, 1955 nucleotides long. RefSeq names its product heterokaryon incompatibility protein-domain-containing protein. The transcript has a single exon. Lineage: Eukaryota; Fungi; Ascomycota; Dothideomycetes; Pleosporales; Didymellaceae. The record is from RefSeq and is a predicted model, not a curated record. Bases 72 to 1913 code for a protein of 613 amino acids.
CCACCAACACCUUGCCUCAUCCCCAACACUCUACCUCAUCCCUGACUCUACCCUUCCAUUCUCUUGUCGCAAUGGAGACCUCUCCAUCGCCAGAAAAUGAGUGCGCAGUCGACGAAGAUUUCUAUGUUUACACCCCGCUUCCGCCUGGCCCUUCCUUCCGCUGCCUUGCGCUGGAGCCAGGUUCUGGUGAAGACCCGCUACGAUGCAGUAUCCGCAUUUCUGCCAUCGCAGAUGAAGACUACGAAGCCAUUUCGUAUGUCUGGGGAAGCGAAGUCAGGGAGCACCGGAUAUUCUGCAACGGGCGGACGAUACGGAUUACAGAAAACCUCUUUCUAGCGCUCCGGAGAAUACGGGAUCGGACUGAGAUUCGGCAUCUGUGGGCAGAUUCAGUUUGCAUCGACCAGGAGAAUGAUAUAGAGAAAGGCCACCAGGUUUCCAUCAUGAGCCAGAUCUACAGCAGGGCACGCCGCGUGCUUAUCUACAUGGGACCUGAUCCCGAAGGGCACGGUCCACAGGUUGCUUCAUUGUUGAGUGAAACAGGAGAGAUGAUUCAGCGCGAAAUCGAUAAGCUAGUUUCCCUUGAAUGGAACUCUUUCCCAGACCUAUAUCAAGAUAUAGGAAAUCCCCUCUUACACGACAAACGCUGGCUGUCAUACAAAGCCCUCUCAAAACAACAGUGGUUCGUACGUGGCUGGGUUGUUCGGGAAGUAGGGCUGGCAAAAGAGGGUAUGAUAAUAUGGGGCGACGGUGAAUUCACAUGGACAAAUUUGAUGCGUACAACGAUUUGGAUUGCUGGGAAAAACGUGGCCAUAUCCCUAAUCCCCCCUACCAUGUUAACAGGAAGAAUGUCUUCCGAAUUGGCAAUUCAUGUAGACGUUUACUUGGACCGAAACCAUCACACACUACGAAUCUUUCUCCUAAAUCUUUCAUGGUCACCAAGCAGAAUGGUGGAUUAUCUUGCACGUGGAAGAUAUCUCAAGUUCAAGGAUCGCCGUGACAGCGUCUACGCUUUCACUGAUCUUGCUCUCGAGUCCGCAGAUUUAUUACGGCUGGCACCGGACUAUACCCAAUCACCCUCGGAGGCUUUCAAAGCCUUUACCAUACAAUAUCUACGAAUCACUGGAGAUACUACAAUAUUGAGUUUCGUUAACCAUAGCACACGGCCAGGGCAAUCGGAACUACCAAGCUGGGUGCCGAGAUGGGAAGCAAUCGAGCCAAAGGACGAUGACAGAAUUUGGGAAGACAGUUUUCUUACUUUGCAAGAAGCUACGGGGUUCACUAAGCCAGAAGUCCUGGAUGAAGAAACACUCAAAUUGCGGGGAAUCUUGUUGGGUGAGGUGCGUUACGUGUCAGACGUUCUGCGCAUUUCCACGACGACAGCAGAAUUAAUAUCGAAACUUUGGCAGGACAUGCAGAGACCUGCUCCCGGAUUACGUGACCCGAACGAUAUCUCGGUAAUAGACUUUGUUGUCACUCUGCUCUUUGGAUUCGAUCUGAGCAGUCAAAAGGAAGAGCAUGAACGCUGCCUAGACACCUACACCGAGGAACUGACAAAUGGCACCCUCGGGAAUAAUGACUGGGGCGACACAGACGAACGACUGCAGAGGUUCAAUGUGGUGAACUCGGCUAUCAAGACUUGCUCAAAUGCCAAGAGACUUAUGGUCACUGGAUCUGGGCACAUAGGGCUCGCCCCGGCUGUAGCGUGUCAGGGUGAUCUCUGCGUGAGGCUGUCCGGAUCCAAAAGUCUGAGUCAUGAUCACCAUUAUCUGCUUAGAGCUACAGAGCGAUAUCAGUACUACAGGGUUGUCGGGAUCGCGUGGACUCUAUACGAUAUGGAACCUAAAGAUGCAGAUGAUGGUGCAGGCGCGGAGGAUGAGGGUGAAAAGUACAACGACGAUUUCUACCUGAUCUAGUGCACAAUAUAUUCCUUUGCCCUUGCAGUGGCAAAAAUGCGC